AUGGAGAACAUGCAAUAUGCAGAGGAGCUAGUAAGAGAAUUUCUUGUAUUCAGAGGGUUUACUAAUACCCUACAAUCUCUUGAUAAGGAAUUAUCCACUGAUAUCGGUAAAGGGUUUCAAGUUGAUAAGUUAUUAGACUUGAUAUUUGCUAUUUAUAUUCCUAAAUUUCAAGCAGAUAAAUUAGUGGGCUUACUUAAUUUUUUUAAGCAAUGUUUUUCCAACUUAUCGGAGACUGUGCUUGUUGAUACGUUGUUAAAAUUGGAGGGUUACAUUUUGCGGCACUAUAUUGUUUACGCUAUUCAAUUGGGGAGGAAAGAUAAGGUUGUGGAGUUUUUUGGGAUCAAUGGGAAUGAGUUGGCGCAAAAAGCGGAUGAUUGGACUCCAUGGUUCGCUAUUCCUUAUGUGAAGAAUCCUAGCUUGGAUCCUCAUUUUCGGAUUUAUUUCUCAAAGGAAUGGUAUGAAGGGUUGCGGUUGUCUGUUAGGAAUUUUUUCAAUGAGAUCUUCAAUGGUACUCAUAUCCUUUUGAGUGGAAUCACUGCGUUAUUGGAGGAGAAAGAGGCUUUGAUAUGCCGGUUAAGGAGUAAUGCUGGUAAUGCUCCAUCAACAUUGGAAACAAGUGUCAGACAAGCUAACAGUUCAACUUCAUCUAGUGGUGUAGAUGAAGAAAAUUUUAUUUUAUCCGCAAGUGACAAGGAAAUUGAUGUUCCUGCAACCCUGAGUCUAGGUGAAAGAGACCUAAAUCAGGAACGGAUUGUUGGGGUACCUGCCAAAAAUGUGUCCAGGCCCAGGAAUGAACCAAGCUCUGUAGCUGAUAUUGACAUUGAAAAUGGUAAAAGUGAUGUCAGUCAUAUGAACUGUGAUGGCUCUUAUAACGAUGAUGGUUGUCAGAUGCAGGAUGAAGAAGAGUUCCCAGAAGUGAAAGUAGACUUCCAGGUGAAAAUGCCUAUGAAGGCUUUAUUGCCUGAGACAUUUUUAGGCCACACAAGCACAAUCAGUCGUUGCCGCUUUUCUGCCUCUGGGAACAAUAUAGCUAGUGCUUCUGUUGAUGGUACAGUCAGGAUAUGGACAUAUGACUCAUCAACUCCAGCAUCAAGAAAUGCAACCAUAUAUUGUGGGGCAGAGGUUAUGUCCCUUGACUGGGAAUGCAAAUCUGACCGCUUGGCACUGCUGAUGGAGGAAUUAAAGCAUGGAAUGUUGAUGCAAAGAGAGUUUGUCUUGGAUCUAAAGUGUAGCCCUGUAGAACCAAUUUUUGUUUCUGCAGCAGCUUCUAGAAGGCAUGGCUCAAGCUAUGUUGAUAGUUUGGGAUUUGCUUCAUUAACUGUAUGGAACAUGAAGACAUGGAGAGCAAUGUCAGAUCUACCUCUUGGUGAAGAUCCACCGGCAAUUACUUCCUUAAGCUUCAAUCACAAUGGAAAGAUUUUAGCAGCUGCUGCAACUGAUGGAAUGAUCCACAUAAAAGGAAAAGCUUUUCAUGUGCCCCUGUCAAUGAUAUUCCCCCAGAUAUCAAUAUUGUUGCUUUGCCCUGUUAGCUUUGAGGGGUGCCCCACCAAAGACAUGGCUGCUGGUCUACAAAUUACUGGGUGGCCUGCACAUGAUACUGCUAUAAGCUCAAUUCUUUUUGGGCCUGACGAGACAAGUAUUUUCAGCUUGGGUGCAGAUGGGAAGAGAGAACCUGACAAUUGUUUUGGUGGGGUCAGAUAUUUGAAUGGAGCUUGCAAAACCAAGGUCAUAUCCUUUGGUCAAGGAAUUGUGCCAGGGACCUCAAAACAUUGUAUGCAUGAAAUGGCUUUGGAUGCUAAUGGAACGAAACUGUUGGUAACAUCAAGUUCAGUAAGAGCACCCAUAUAUCAGGUUCGAGGGUAUUCGAAUGGCCUUAAGACUCUGCCACACAGUGCAGCUAUAACAACAGUGGACUGGCACCCCACUUUACCCAUUUUCCUCACUGGGUCAGCUGACAACUCUGUUCGAAUGUUGGGGCAUGGGUAUGAUUGCAUAGAGAAUGUGAUAGAACCAAGCUUUAUGACAGAAGAAUUAAGAAAUGAAGAAAUGUAA
Molecule: messenger RNA, 2052 nt
Organism: Dovyalis caffra
Lineage: Eukaryota; Viridiplantae; Streptophyta; Magnoliopsida; Malpighiales; Salicaceae
Source: the annotation of a GenBank genome assembly